This is a messenger RNA of Yarrowia lipolytica CLIB122, 381 nucleotides long. RefSeq lists its product as uncharacterized. Gene Ontology annotation, molecular function: protein serine/threonine phosphatase inhibitor activity; protein phosphatase 1 binding. The record is from RefSeq and is a predicted model, not a curated record. Gene Ontology annotation, cellular component: nucleus. Lineage: Eukaryota; Fungi; Ascomycota; Dipodascomycetes; Dipodascales.
AUGUCACACAACCAGCAGGCCGCACAGCCAUCGUCGUCACGCACACAGGUGAUUGAACGGGAGGCGUCUCCAGGUGUUCUGACCGUACGAGGAGCCGCCGAAGACGAAGACUCCAACGUUCGAUUUACAGAGGAAGUCGUGGACAACGAACACAUGGACAAGAAGAAGUCGAAAAUCUGUUGCAUCUACCACCCGCCGGCCGAGUUUGGCGAGUCGUCCGAGGAAGAAUCGUGUGGCUCUGACGAUUCUGGACCCGAAUCCGAUGAGGGAGAUAUUCCUAAUGCCCGAAAACCCAAGAAGAAGAACAAGGGCAAGUGCGGAGGACACAGAGACCCUUCUCCCAAUGCGUACGAGCGAAAGCCACGACCCAAGAAGAACUAA